Molecule: messenger RNA, 195 nt
Organism: Symbiodinium sp. CCMP2456
Lineage: Eukaryota; Dinophyceae; Suessiales; Symbiodiniaceae
Source: the annotation of a GenBank genome assembly
AUGGCCCUGCCAAUGAAGACCACCAUGAAGAAGGCAAUGAAGGGCAGCGCCAUGAAGGCCAAGUCCAUGAAAGCCAAGGCAAUGAAGGCCAUGAAGAAGAAGGCAAUCAGCAAGAUUGCGCAGGGCAAGCGUGCUAAGCUUGCCGUGUUCAAGGGCAGCAAGGAGACUCUGGAGGGAGAGUGGCAGGUUAUCUGA